AUGCGACCAUUGCAAAGCGUAGCGCUACACCACCAAUGUGUGUGCAAACGAGACAACAUGCUGUCGAGAGGGAUUAAGUACCAGCGGCUGGACGACCUGGAUAUUGGAGAGUCCAGCCAGGAGUUAGUGGCGGUGCGAGUGCCAAUAAAUGGCAUGACCUGCCAGUCCUGCGUGAAGGGCAUCGAAGGUACCAUCAUUGAAGUGCCGGGUGUCAAUCACGUGAAGGUUGAGUUGGCAGAGAAGGCCGGGUACUUCAAAUAUGACCCGCGGGUGUGCUCCGUGGAGGCCAUCAGGUCUCGUAUAGAAGAUAUGGGGUUCGAGGUCCCGGGCGAGUCAGCGAAAGACCACGAGGAAGAGACCAGACAACUGCUACCGACAGAGAUACCCACCGACCUCCUCAUAGACAUGACGGGUGUCAUCGCAUCCGACCAGACGGAAGUGUUCCUAUCAGUGGUCGGCAUGACGUGCCAGUCGUGCGUCAAUUCUAUUGAAGGAUUACUAAAAAACUUGCCUGGCGUAAUACACCCAGCGGUGGACUUAGCGGCGGGAGCCGCGCGUGUUCGGUGCACGAGAGGCGCGGUCACGCCGCAGCAGGUCGCAGAUACAAUCUCCGGCGCCGGGUUCGACGUCACUAUCGUAUCUGUCGACGGACACCAGUAUAGUGAGAGUAAGUCACAAACUGUAACCGAUCCCUCGCCAACGGCGGCAUCGGGAGAUGGUAAAAAGCUACCAUCGGCCGUCAAAAGCAGGACACAAGCUAAUGGUACUUGUAAGCCGGAAGUGGAGUUGUCGAGGUGUACACUGGAGGUGCGCGGCAUGACUUGUGCAUCCUGCGUCGCCGCUAUAGAGAAGCAUUGCUCUAAAAUUAAAGGUGUCCAUUCAAUAAACAUAGGAUUACUAGCAGCGAAAGCGGAGGUCAAGUAUGAGCCGACAAUUAUAUCAGCAACUGCCAUAGCGCAUUCCAUCACCGACCUGGGCUUCUCGGCCGACGUCAUCAGCGACGGCGACGGCAGCGGCCAGAAGGACCUGGUGGUCAUGAUCAAAGGCAUGACGUGCGCGUCGUGCGUCAACAAGAUAGAGAAGUCGGUGCUGAAGCUGAGCGGCGUCAGCGCCUGCGCGGUAGCACUUACUACCUCCAAGGGUAAGAUAAGGUACAACGUGGAGCAGAUAGGCCCCCGCAGUAUAUGCGAGGCCAUCACGGGCCUGGGGUUCGAUGCCAGCGUCGUCACCGGCCCGCACAGGGGCGCUGCAGACUACCUCGAGCACAAAGAGGAGAUCAGGCGCUGGCGGAACACGUUCCUGGUGUCGCUGGUGUUCGGCGCGCCGUGCAUGGCCGCGAUGGUGUACUUCAUGAGCAUGAUGUCGCACCACUCCGCGCGCGACAUGUGCUGCGUGCUGCCGGGGCUCAGCCUCGAGAACCUCGUCAUGUUCCUCCUGGCCACGCCAGUACAGUUCAUUGGUGGGUGGCCGUUCUACAAGCAGGCGUACAAGGCACUCAGCCACGGCACCUCCAACAUGGAUGUGCUCGUCGCCAUGACCACCAGCAUCAGCUAUUUGUACUCUCUGGCCGUGGUGAUAGCGGCAAUGGCGAUGCAGCAGGACAUAAGUCCUAUGACCUUCUUUGACACGCCGCCCAUGCUGCUCGUGUUUGUCUCACUCGGACGCUGGCUCGAGAAUAUUGCUAAGGGUAAAACAUCAGAGGCGCUGUCAAAGCUGCUGUCGCUGAAGCCGACGGAGGCGCUGCUGGUGACCCUCGACGAGGACGGGAACGUCAUCAAGGAGAGGGGCGUGCCCGUCGACCUCGUCGAGAGGGGGGACGUGCUCAAAGUGAUCCCUGGAGCUAAGGUACCGGUGGACGGGCGCGUGUUGUCCGGACAGAGCACGUGUGACGAGUCACUCAUCACCGGCGAGUCCAUGCCUGUAGCCAAGACUAAAGAUAGCGUGGUGAUCGGCGGCAGCGUGAACCAGCACGGCGCGCUGGUGAUGGAGGCCACGCACACCGGGGACGCCAGCACCCUCGCGCAGAUAGUGCGCCUCGUCGAGGACGCGCAGGCCUCCAAGGCUCCAGUGCAGCGCCUCGCAGACACGCUCGCGGGGUAUUUCGUGCCGCUGGUAAUCUUCUUGUCUCUGCUGACGCUGGUCUGCUGGAUCGUGACUGGUGCCAUCGACGUGCAGCGCAUCAAGAAUGUCACUCCGGAGAUGUACCUGAACGCUGGCUACUCGGACUGGGAGCUGAUCGUGCAGACUGGGUUCCACUUCGCGCUGUCGGUGCUGGCCAUCGCGUGCCCGUGCGCGCUGGGGCUGGCCACGCCCACCGCCAUCAUGGUCGCCACCGGCGUCGGGGCGGACCUCGGGCUGCUCAUCAAGGGGGCCGAGCCCCUCGAGAACGCGCACAAGGUGAAGUGCGUGAUAUUUGAUAAGACUGGGACGGUGACCUGCGGGCGUACGGCGGUGGCGAGUGCGGCGCUGGUGACCGAGCCGGCCGCCCUGCCGCACGUGCUGGCCUGCCUGCGGGCCGCAGAACUCAACUCGGAGCACCCCGUCGCGGCAGCGGUGGUGCGGUGGUGCAGCGCGGCGCUGGGCCCGGCCCCGCCGCUGCCGUGCGCGGGGUUCGUGUCCGCGCCCGGCUGCGGCCUGCGGGCCCGCCUGCGCCCGCACGCGCUCCCGGGCAGCCUCCACACGCACAGGGCGGGCGGCGAGGAGUGCGUGGUGGGCGGCGUGCGGGUGAGGGUGGUGGCGGCCGGCGGGGACCCCGCGCUCAGCUCGGCGCAGGCCGCCGCGCGACUGCAGCGACUCAUACCCACCGCCACCCCCCAGGAAACAGAACAGGUCGUGCUUAUUGGCAACAGGGAAUGGAUGAUGAGGAACGGCGUGACGAUCCCGCCGAAGGUGCAUGAGAUACUGCAGGAAGACGAGGAGCUGGGCAGGACUGCUGUACUGGCCGCCAUCGAUGAUCAACUGGUCUGCACCCUGGGUAUAGCGGACGAGGUGAAGCCGGAGGCGCAUCUGGCGGUCUACUGCCUCAAGAAGAUGGGCCUGCAGGUGUGCCUUCUCACGGGCGACAACCGAAAGACAGCUGUCGCCAUCGCCAGACAGGUGGGAAUAACCAAGGUGUACGCGGAGGUACUACCCUCGCACAAGGUGGCCAAAAUAAAGGAGCUGCAAGAAAUGGGACAGAAGGUCGCUAUGGUGGGCGACGGCGUGAACGACAGCCCGGCGCUGGCCGGCGCGGACGUGGGCAUCGCCAUCGCCAGCGGCACCGACGUCGCAGCAGAGGCCGCGGACAUCGUGCUCAUGCGGAACGACCUGCUAGACGUGGUGUCGUGCUUGCGACUGUCGCGGACGACGGUGCGGCGCGUGCGGUUCAACUUCCUGUUCGCGUCCGUAUACAACCUGCUCGGGAUACCACUCGCCAGUGGAGCCUUCGCCGCAUACGGACUCCAAUUGGAGCCGUGGAUGGCGUCCGCUGCCAUGGCAAUGAGUUCAGUGUCCGUUGUAUGCUCCAGUUUAUUACUUAAAACCUUCAAGAAACAAACAACGGAACAGCUGGAGACGGCGGAGUACAAGCAGUCCGUCCAGCUGGUAGACCUGGACUCUGUGUCGGUCCACCGAGGACUAGGCGAGAGGAUCAACCUCGCAGACAGGGCCGCAUCGCCCCUCACCAAAUUGUUCCAACGUAAUAAAACAAACGACGGUUGUCUCCUUCAAGAAGACGACGACCUGAUGUCAGUGUCGUUCAUACCCAAACACCCGACCCGACACUCUCCCAGUCUCAACGGGUAACUUGUGAACCAACAUUAUACGAACUGGUAUAUGUUUGAAGGUCUCAAAUUGACACUAGUAGUGUAGGAAGUCAUUUAAUCUUUUUAGGGUCCCUUAAAGAUAGAAAAGAUCUUAAGGGUACAUCUUCCUGUAUAUUACCUUUUUUGUAACUAUUAUUAUAGCAACGAAACCGCUGUAUGUACACUAGUGUAAAUACUCAACGUAAAACUAAAAAAAAAUAAGACUGGUAUGUUUAGUGCACGAAAGGCAUUGUUUUUAAUAUCAUCGUCCGGCAAAUUUUUGACCAGUGGUGAAUUGGUCUAAAACUCAUACGAAGUAAAGUUAUGGAUAGUAUGAGUUUAUGACUUGCGAUAUGUGAACUUUGGUGGAAUGUGGUAGUAUUGUUUGUUAAUUUGUUUGUCCGGACGGUGACUUUUGACUAAUAGUGAAAUGGUCACAAACUUCUAAAGAUGUAUUAUUGCAAUUCUGGAAUAGUGUGAGUUUUUGACCAGAUAUAUAUGAACGUUGGUACAAAGUGUACAGUUUACGGUGGUAACUGAUUGUUUCUAAACUCUAAGGUAUUAAUUACACUAUUGCCAAUUUUAUACAAAUACUUAUAUAGUAUAUUUAUUUAGUUUAGUCGCUAUCAUGCAAUUUCGAAUAUAUUUGUAUAACAAUCAAAUCACACGCUUAAUAGUAAACUGAAUUAAUUCAAUGAUACAAAGUUUGGAAAAAUUAUUUGUAUCGAUUUGUUUUUCAAAAGUGUAUAACAUUUGUUUUAAUGAAGAUUUUCGUUAAGUGUGUGAAACAUUCUUAAUGUAAAUUGAAAUAGUUAAAGUUAAUUAUAAAUUCUGAAAUACUUAAUAAAUAUCAAUAAUAUAUUAUUUAUUAGUUUUGGAAUAUAAGGCAAUUGUUUGAAUAACAAUGGUAUAUAAAAUCUAUUUUUUUCAUAUAACCAGUUUUAAUAAUUAUCAUGUUUGUUUUCUUUAAAUACAUAACAAUAUGUAGGUAGAUUAAAUAAAACAAAACAACAUGAAAGAUGCCCAUUGAAAGUUCUCAAACAUU
Messenger RNA from Achroia grisella, 4827 nucleotides. RefSeq names its product copper-transporting ATPase 1 (gene ATP7). Gene Ontology annotation, cellular component: membrane. Lineage: Eukaryota; Metazoa; Arthropoda; Insecta; Lepidoptera; Pyralidae. Gene Ontology annotation, biological process: copper ion homeostasis; monoatomic cation transport. The transcript has 30 exons. The record is from RefSeq and is a predicted model, not a curated record. Bases 1 to 3783 code for a protein of 1260 amino acids. Gene Ontology annotation, molecular function: P-type divalent copper transporter activity; ATP hydrolysis activity; copper ion binding.